This is a messenger RNA of Hippocampus zosterae (dwarf seahorse), 3306 nucleotides long. RefSeq names its product FKBP prolyl isomerase 4 (gene fkbp4). NCBI's taxonomy places the organism in Eukaryota, Metazoa, Chordata, Actinopteri, Syngnathiformes, Syngnathidae. Bases 249 to 1607 code for a protein of 452 amino acids. The record is from RefSeq and is a predicted model, not a curated record. Gene Ontology annotation, molecular function: peptidyl-prolyl cis-trans isomerase activity; protein binding. The transcript has 10 exons.
UGGAAAGUUCUUUGCGUGAGGUGCUAGACGGGAUCUCAUAUACGCGUGAGCUUUGCACGCUUUACGGACAUUCAAUCGUAAGCGCUUUGCCCAGUGACCGGUUAACGCGUCGUUUGUACUAGCGCUUUGGUCAAAACAAGAGGUACCAGUCGUAUAAGCUAGGCGUUAACACACCAGGUCGGUGUUAUUGAGUGCUUUUGAGUACUAGUUAAAGUCAAGCUUAGGUUUCGCGUAGCGUCAUUUUUGCAAUGACCGCCGAGGAGCAAACGGCAGAAGGACACCACGCCAUCCGAAUGGAAGGAGACGACAUCACUCCCAAGAAAGAUGGAGGUGUUUUGAAGCUGGUGAAAAGGGAAGGCACUGGCACAGAGCUGCCAAUGACUGGGGACACAGUUUUUGUCCACUAUGUGGGCACCCUCCUGGAUGGCUCCACCUUUGACUCCAGCAGAGGCCGAGGAGAGAAGUUCUCUUUUGAGCUGGGCAAAUGUCAAGUCAUAAAGGCGUGGGACAUCGGCGUGGCUACUAUGAAAAAGGGGGAGCUCUGCCAGCUCAUCUGUAAACCUGAGUAUGCGUAUGGGUCUGCUGGCAGCCCACCCAAAAUUCCCCCUGAUUCCACACUUAUUUUUGAGGUGGAACUUUUUGAAUUCCGCGGAGAGGAUUUAACCGAAGAUGAGGAUGGAGGGAUUAUCCGUCGCAUUAUCACUAAAGGGCAGACAUAUGCCAAGCCGAAUGAAGGAUCCUCUGUUGAAGUGACGGUGGAGGGCAGCUGCGAGGGGCGCGUGUUUGACGAGAGGGAACUCAAAUUCGUGAUUGGAGAAGGAGAGUGUCUUGGCUUGCCGGCUGGAGUGGAGAAAGCCAUCAUGGCCAUGAAGAAGGGAGAGGAAGCUCUGUUCCACAUCAAACCGAAGUAUGGCUUUGGGAGCGAGGGAAAUGCCAAAUAUGACAUCCCCGGCGGGGCGCUUUUGCAAUAUAAGAUCAAGCUCACAGCCUUGGAAAGGGCCAAAGAGUCGUGGGAGAUGAAUUCGUCGGAGAAGUUGGAACAGAGUGUCGUCGUCAAAGAGAAGGGGACACAGUAUUUUAAGAAAGGUAUGUUCAAGCAAGCAUCUAUGCAGUACAAGAGGAUCGUGUCGUGGCUUGAGAAUGGGUCGGGAUUGUCUGAGGAGGAGGAGGAAAAAGCCAAAGCGCUUCGACUGGCUGCGCAUCUCAACCUGGCCAUGUGCUACCUGAAGCUCAAAGAGCCCAACCAAGCACUGGAAAACUGCAACAAGGCCCUGGAGUUGGACGAGUCCAGUGAGAAGGCACUAUUCCGAAGGGGAGAGGCACUGUUCGGCAUGAAAGAGUUUGACAAAGCCAGGGAUGAGUUUCGGCGCGUUGUUCAACUUUAUCCUGCUAACAAAGCUGCUAGGAGUCAGAUGGUUCUUUGUCAGAAGCACAUAAAGGAGCAGCACGAGAAGGACAAGCGCGCGUACGCCAACAUGUUCCAAAAGUUUGCCCAGAGGGAUUCCAAGGAAGCGUCCGAGAAGGUGAAGAGCAAGGAGAACAGAGACAGCAAAGAUAUGGAGGUCGACACUGCUAACAAGGAAGCAGAGGGUGACGCGAAAGUCUAACACGCCGUAAAUUCUCACGGUUCACAUGUUCUUCUGACUUCUGUUACUUCGGCCGUUUUGUGUUUUAAGUGUGUAAUGGUAUGCGUGGGUGCAAGAAGCAAAUGUCAACAAGAGCCCUGACUUUGCUCUUCAUCCUGGCCUCUUGCCAUUGUCGUUAAUUGUGGUGGCGAUCUGAGCAGGCGUCAUGUGGUUUCAAUAUUUCUGUGCUCAUGUCCCCUUCAACUCUCAACCCGCAGCAUUAAAACUGUUUCACAGCUGAAUUACAUUGGCGCAUAGUGCGUGCCUUGCACCAUAUUUGUUCUCUCAAGCCUCCGCUUUUAUGGGCCUGGUGAUCAAUUCAAUUCCAGGAUUGGCGACGGCUGAACUCUGAUACAAUAUGCUGGAAUGCUCCAAAAGUUUAUUCAGUGUUCCCUCACUACUUCGCAGUUCCGUUAUUGUCAUUUGUGUCCAUAACAUCAUCCAUUGCAGUUUUACCUCACUAUUUUACUGGUUUUCUCAAUUAUUUUUUUCAUCCUUCCAAGUCGGACCAGUCAAGAAAUAUCUUUAUUUUUUUGAGCGGGGAGAUUUGUUUUACAAAGACCCAAGAACAUCAAUUUGGAAAUUACCGCUUCUCAUGCACUACUCUGAGUGUGAGUUCACAGAGGCAGAGCGUGGUGUGCCCCUCUUAUUAGGUCAUUGCUCCCCAAACCCCGUUCCCUCAUCGUAGGUGCAUUGGGAAAUAAGUUCAGUGUGCUGCUUCACUCAGACCGUUCAGAAACUUGGCAUGUUGUUCAAAUCUGUUAUUGAAAGGGUGCCAAAAAAGGGGAGCCCAAGCUGAAUAGUAAAUAUCUGCCUUCAGAAAUUAAGUGGAGUUCACGCGCUCGCUCUGCCUCCAACUGCAAACGAGGACGAUGAAAUGGCUCAAAACUAUGUUUAAGUUUGCUUUGAAUUGGCUUACCAAACUAGAAUCCCUCCCGCGAAAAGUGAGGGAACACUGCAUGCAUGUUGCAGGAGGGGAUCAUGAUUUUGGGGGGUAGGCCAUUGGACUCAAGUUCUGGUUGAAUUCUCCAGAAGUGCUGGUUUAGGUUUGGGUCAAACCAGCAGUGCUUUCAGGACUAAUGACAGUGUACAGUCAUACCUCGGUUUUCAACCAUAAUCCGUUCCAGAAGGCUGUUCGAAAACCGAAAUCACGCUCUUUUAGAAAAAAAUCUUUAUUGAAGAUGUCUGCCCACAGUAGAACGCUACGAGGAAACAUUACUUCCCCGUGUAAGGAAAGCGGGAGGAGUCAAGUGGCGCAUUCAAGUCACUCAGUUUGGUCGAGAACCGAUUUUCGUCCGAGGCAUAAAAAAUUUGAAAUUUUUGGUCAAAGCCCGAUUUGGUCGAGAACAGAGAUGUUCAAAAACCGAGGUUUGACUGUACUUUCAAUCAUUUUCCCUCCCCAAAAGUAUUGUGCUUGUGAUUUCUGAAUUGUUGUGAAUACGACAAAAGUAAUCAACUGGAAUAUCCGAACACCUAAACGAGCAUCAAAGCAGCUAUACAGGACCCAUGACCUUGUUCGAUCGUCUUAAUUUUCUGCUUUGUAAAUAAAGUUUUGAUGUUUUCAGCCUGUUGAAAAGGACGGUGCUGUGGAAAAGCCACGUAUGUUCUACUUGGUCUGUCGGAAGGGUGUGGAUUGUUGUGGUGUGGCUUGGCGGAAGGAUUCAAUAAAGUUAAAACCUGC